CCGUCUGUUGUGAUUGCGAAACGGUGUUUAUAAAUUUUUACCAACUUUUCCGGCUUAUCUGAAGGAAAUUUAAGUUUUUUCGUUGAUAGCAUAAGUUUAUAAAACAAAACUGCCCUUAAAAUGAUGCGCCUCAAGUCUUUGGUGAGUGCCUGCGUGGGAACGCGAAAUUUGCACACGUCCGCAAGCCGAUUGCUCAACCUGGUUCCCAUUGUCGUGGAACAAACCGGCCGAGGUGAACGAGCUUACGACAUCUUCUCCCGGCUGUUGAAAGAACGGAUCAUCUGCCUGAUGGGUCCCAUUCAUGACGAUCUCAGCUCGUUAAUUGUGGCACAGCUUUUGUUCCUCCAGUCGGAAAACGGCACAAAACCCAUCCACAUGUACAUUAACUCACCCGGAGGCAGCGUGACGGCUGGACUGGCCAUUUACGACACGAUGCAGUACGUGAAACCGCCGGUCGCCACGUGGUGCGUUGGCCAGGCUUGUUCCAUGGGUUCGCUGCUGUUGGCAGCGGGAGCACCCGGAAUGCGUCACUCGUUGCCAAAUGCACGGAUUAUGAUUCAUCAACCGUCCGGUGGGGCGCAGGGUCAGGCCACCGACAUCCAGAUUCAAGCGGAAGAGAUUCUCAAGCUGAAAAAGCAACUGACUGAAAUUUAUGCCAAGCAUACGAAAUCGCCGUACGAAUCACUGCUGGCCAAGAUGGAACGCGACACAUUCCUCAACCCGGAGGAAGCACAAACGCUGGGCAUUAUCGACACCGUACUCGAACAUCCGCCAUCGUCCACCGAGGGUUCUUCGUGAGAGCAUUUCGAACAUAAUUUAUGUUGAAUUUUGUCAGAUUUUUAAUGUAAUCCGUAAUUCCAGAAUAAAUCUUUAGACACAACUA
Culex pipiens pallens (northern house mosquito) is the source of this 883-nucleotide messenger RNA. RefSeq names its product ATP-dependent Clp protease proteolytic subunit, mitochondrial (gene ClpP). Bases 121 to 798 code for a protein of 225 amino acids. Gene Ontology annotation, molecular function: serine-type endopeptidase activity; ATPase binding; ATP-dependent peptidase activity. The transcript is spliced from 2 exons. The record is from RefSeq and is a predicted model, not a curated record. Gene Ontology annotation, biological process: protein quality control for misfolded or incompletely synthesized proteins. NCBI's taxonomy places the organism in Eukaryota, Metazoa, Arthropoda, Insecta, Diptera, Culicidae. Gene Ontology annotation, cellular component: endopeptidase Clp complex.